This is a messenger RNA of Onychostoma macrolepis, 1568 nucleotides long. Its product is annotated as gastrula zinc finger protein XlCGF8.2DB-like. Lineage: Eukaryota; Metazoa; Chordata; Actinopteri; Cypriniformes; Cyprinidae. The transcript is spliced from 3 exons. Bases 444 to 1568 code for a protein of 374 amino acids. Gene Ontology annotation, molecular function: RNA polymerase II cis-regulatory region sequence-specific DNA binding; DNA-binding transcription factor activity, RNA polymerase II-specific. Gene Ontology annotation, biological process: regulation of DNA-templated transcription. The record is from RefSeq and is a predicted model, not a curated record.
UUCAACUUGACAGACUGUUGAUAGACGGCAAUCUUUAACUUUCAUAAGUUAUUCUGCACACAGUAAAUGAUAACAUUGAAACAUAUGCUACUUAAUGAUUGUUGCAUGUUUGUUGCCCUACUAAAGGUUUCAUUUGUUUGACAAAACAUUUUAUAUUUAGUGAUAAACUAAUCAUUUUCUAUAAAUGGUUUCUGCACUUUUGCCUUUCAGACAGAAUCUCACACAAGCUCCCAUCUUUCACUGGUAGUUAUUUUCAGAACAUCACUGGACAAACUUUACCACAUAUUAAAGCUUUUUUAUGCACUAUGUAGGACUUUUAUUUUGUUCUAGUGUUAUGACGUCAUAAAGCCGCGCCGCGCUGUGAGUCGACUGAAGAAAGAGUGUCCAAACACACAGAGAAACUGGUGAAGUAACCGAGAUCCACGUGACACACAAUUACAAAGAUGGCGUUUAUUAAGGAGGAGAUUGAAGACGUGAAGAUUGAAGACGUGAAGAUUGAAGAAGUAUUCAGUCUGAAACAAGAAGAUACUGAGGAACAAACAGACCUGAUGCCACUGAAAGAGGAGAGUCAAGAUCUCAAUGAAGUGGAAGAAAAUAAUCAAUAUGAGAAACCUCAUCAGUUCAUGACUGGAGAAAAAGAUUUUAGUGACUUAAAGAUUGAAAAGACAUCCUCACAAAACAAACGAACUAGAAACAUUAAAGGCCACAUGAAAGUUCAAACUGGAAAAAGCCCUUUCACUUGCCAACAGUGUGAAAGAAGUUUCAGUCACAAAAAAACCCUUAACAGGCACAUGAAAAUUCACACCGGAGCAAAGCCAUUCGCCUGCCAACAGUGUGGAAAGAGAUUCUCUGAUAGAACAAACCUUAACACACACACGAGUGUUCACACUGGAGAGAAACCUUUCACCUGCUCUCAGUGUGGAAAGAGUUUUACACAGAAAAAACAUCUUAAUGCCCACAUGAGUCUUCACACUGGACAGUGCCUCUACACCUGCAAACUGUGUGGAAAAAGUUUCUCACAAAAAGGAAAUCUUAAGACUCACAUGAGAACUCACACUGGAGAAAAGCCAUUCACAUGUGAUCAGUGUGAAAAGAGUUUCACACACAAAAAAAACCUUAAUGUCCACAUGCAAUAUCAUAUGAUCAGAUUAAAAGAAAAACUUAACCAUUCCAUUCACACAAGAGAGAGGGGUUUCAUAUGUCAUCAGUGUAGAAGGAGCUUCGAAGACAGGAUAUGCCUUAAGAAUCAUGUAAUAACUCAUGCUGGAGAGAAGCCUUUCAUGUGCGAUCACUGUGGAAAGAAUUGCGCAAAUCAAGCAAACCUUGAGAUUCACAUAAGAGUUCACAAUGGAGAGAAGCCAUUCAUCUGCACUCAGUGUGGAAAGAGUUUUCCGUACAAAGGAAACCUUAAGAUUCACAUAAGAGUUCACACUGGAGAGAGGCCUUACAAGUGUCUUCAGUGUGAGAAGAGUUUCAUGUAUCACUCAGGCUUGAAACAUCACUUACAGACUUACGCACACCGCAAGCGUGAGCUUCACGUCAGCGUCACUGCAGCUGCAGACUCCUGA